Populus nigra (black poplar) is the source of this 1174-nucleotide messenger RNA. Its product is annotated as cyclin-D1-1-like. Gene Ontology annotation, molecular function: cyclin-dependent protein serine/threonine kinase regulator activity. Gene Ontology annotation, cellular component: nucleus; cyclin-dependent protein kinase holoenzyme complex; cytoplasm. The transcript has 5 exons. Bases 79 to 1008 code for a protein of 309 amino acids. Lineage: Eukaryota; Viridiplantae; Streptophyta; Magnoliopsida; Malpighiales; Salicaceae. The record is from RefSeq and is a predicted model, not a curated record. Gene Ontology annotation, biological process: mitotic cell cycle phase transition; regulation of cyclin-dependent protein serine/threonine kinase activity.
AGUUCUGAACCUUUCCUCCAAUGCGUGACAGGAAAAAAAGAUGUUGAUCAGUUCAAUCGAGUAAAAAUCAGCUACAACAUGUCUGUCUCGGCAGAUGUUUCCACUCCUUCUGUUAAUUUGUACUGCAAUGAAACAGCUGGUGAUGCACUUUGUUCCAAUAAUGCUGAUGGCAUUAGUGAAAUCAACUCUGCAUAUUUUCCAGUUGAUAACGACGAGAGCUAUAUCGAUAACAUCCUCGUUUCCGAGCUUCAUCAAAUGCCAGAAACUGAGCUAGUUACUCGAUUUCCUGACAUUCCAGAAUCUGGUUCUGCUCAUCAAGACACGCUGAAUUGGAUGUUGAAGGUGCAUGCUUACUGCCGGUUUAGGCCCGAGACAGCAUAUCUCUCUGCUAACUAUUUUCAUUGUUUCAUAUUAUCUCAUACUUUGCAGAAAGGUAAAGGAUGGCCCCUGCAGCUAUUAGCAGUAGCCUGCCUAUCUGUAGCAGCAAAACUGGAGGAAACAAGAGUCCCAUCUCUUUUAGACAUACAAACAUUGGAACCCAGAUUCUUAUUUAAACCAAGUACAGUUCGAAGGAUGGAGCUUUUGGUCAUGGGCAGUCUCAGGUGGCGAUUACACAUCAUUACACCUUUCUCUUUUCUGCAUUAUUUCAUUGCUAAGCUUUCACAUCUCAGCCCCAGAAGUAAAAAUCUCAUCUUAGCUCAUUCAUCCGAUCUUAUCAUCAGCACAUGUAGAGUGAUGAAUAUCGUGGCUUAUACACCAUCCACAAUAGCAGCAGCUGCAGUGCUAUGGGUGACUGAUCAGACUAUUGGUUGCCCCAAAUUGGAGUGCUUUCACAACAGAAUGAACAAGGAAAUGGUGCGAGGAUGCUACAACCUUAUUAAGCAAAACACGCCUCAAUUGUCUCGUGGUAAAGCACUUGAUGCAACCAUCCCUGGGAAAUGUCUUGCGAAGAAAUGCUGUAGCAAGGAUUUCAAGUCAAGCCAAGACAUGUCUCCAAGCAAGUGCUGAAAAUGGAAGUUGCUUACAGUAUUUAUAUAUCAAAUUAUAACAAAUAUAUUUUAAAAUUAUCAACGCACUGGAUCGACAUGAGGGCUGUGCCCUAAAAAUAGUCUUAAGGGAAUCAUCAAGCCAGUUUUUAAUUAUUAAAUUAAAAUAUUAUCUAGUCACGUAUCAA